This is a messenger RNA of Zea mays, 1607 nucleotides long. Its product is annotated as nucleic acid binding protein. The transcript is spliced from 4 exons. The record is from RefSeq and is marked validated. NCBI's taxonomy places the organism in Eukaryota, Viridiplantae, Streptophyta, Magnoliopsida, Poales, Poaceae. Gene Ontology annotation, molecular function: nucleic acid binding. Bases 319 to 1368 code for a protein of 349 amino acids.
CGGAUUCCAAUUCCACCGGCCACCCCGAGCCCGAUAUCGUCUUCUAAUCUCAUCCGCUCCGUGCCGCACCGCAAAACGCAGAUCCCUGCCUGCACACGGCAUCCGGAGUUCCGGACUCCCCUCCUCUUCUCGGGCAGCCGGGCGCCGCUUCGCCUCCUCCUCGCAGGCAAGAAGAGCAGCCAGCCGCUUCGCGAUCGGGGACGCGGAGAGGGGAAAGGCGAGUCGUCGUCCGUCCACGGCAGCUUCCCUCCCUCUCCUCUCCGCCCCCGCUUACCUAGCCCGGCCCCUCCUACGCCCCCCCCCUCCCGCCGCCGCACGAUGAGCACCUCUCCGGCCGCGUCCGCCGCCGCGUCGCCUCCGCCGCCUAUUGCCUCCGCCGCCGAGGCCUCGCGGGCGACGGAGACGUUGGUGGUCGACGAGAGGGUCGCCUCACACGUGGACCCGUUCCUCGUAGAGGCGCUCGACAACCCUCGCCACCGCCUCAUGGUUCUACGGAUGGAACUGGAUAUACGAAACUUUAUGCAGAACCCUCAGCUGCAGGAGUUCGAAUUCCAGAACUUUCCGACUUCUUACCUACGCUGUGCUGCUCAUCGUGUUGCACAACAUUAUGGCUUAGAGACUAUAGUGGCAGAUAGUUUAGUAGAAGGCUCAGUUAGCAGGAUCGUUGCAAGAAAAACACCAGAGAGCAGGUGUCCUGCAAUUUCAUUAGCAGAAGUUCCUAGCAAACAAGCAAGAAAUGAUCAUGAGGCAGCAGAGAAGCUUAAGUUUGUCAUUUAUCAAAGGCCCAAAGCAUUCCAAAAUGGAAGCACUGAUUUGGGAAACAAGAAUGGUGCACCAAAAACUGUUGAAGAGAGAAUAGAGGAAUAUAAUAAAGCACGAGCACGCAUCUUCAAUGGUUCUGUUUCUGCAGAUUCUGAUGCUGCAAGUGUUUUGGGAACUCUUUGCACUGGCAGAGAUGAGUCAGUAAAUGUUGAACCUUCUGUUGAUGAAAUCAAAGUCAGCACGAUGAACAACCGUUCCAGAGUUGCUGUUUUCAAGGAUACUCAAAAGGAUCGCAGUGACCCAGAUUAUGAUCGAAACUACAAAAGGUAUGUUAGGAGCCCAGUUCCUGACUUCAACUUGAGCCCAGGUGCCUUCAACUUUGUGCCUCAGUUUAUGCAGUAUGGCGUUGGUUAUGUGCAAUCUCCUGGCAUGUCUACAAACCAGCCUGCUGUCUACUUUGGCCAGCCUGAUCUAACAAUGGGGUCUUCUGGAGCUGCUGUUUACCCACAUUGGCCAACCCCAGCAAUGAUGUAUCCCCAUUGCUAUGACAAUGUUGGUUCAAUGAUUUCUCAGGUUCCUCUGUACCAAUCUUUCAACCAUGGUUAGUAGAUUCUGCUUACUGGAAAGUUGGGAACCGUUCUCUGUUGAACUUGUUAUAUUGUGCCGUCCUAUGUUAAGUGGAGUUACUUUAGAUUCGAGCCAUUUCGAUUACAGAAAAUUCCAAAAAAUUCAUGUAAUGUCGAACGUAUUAGUUUGUAUAAUGGGGAGUCCUAAUUCGUUGAAACUAAUAUCGUGAACUAGUCUGGAACUGUAAUUCGUGUCUAAUAUCUAGUUCUCGUCUGCAA